This is a messenger RNA of Eimeria mitis, 2256 nucleotides long. RefSeq lists its product as uncharacterized. The transcript has 5 exons. The record is from RefSeq and is a predicted model, not a curated record. Bases 1 to 2256 code for a protein of 751 amino acids. NCBI's taxonomy places the organism in Eukaryota, Apicomplexa, Conoidasida, Eucoccidiorida, Eimeriidae.
AUGCUGCAGCUGGAUAGGCGUGCGCUGCUAGUGGAGGUUGCUGCUGCUGCUGCUGCUGCUGUCCUGAGCGACUACUUGCUGCUGCUGCUGCUGCUGCUGCUGCUGCCAUUGGUCUUGGGUGUGCGUCUCUCCACGCUGCAUCAGCCCCUCGCCUGCUCUGACCUCUUGCUGACUGUUGCUGCUGCUGCUGCAACUGCUGCUGGUCAGCGUGCUGCAGCAACAGCAGCACAACGGGCUGUUGACGACCCUUCAGCAGCAGCACACGGCUCGGUUGCUGCUGCUGCUGCUGCUGCUGCUGCAGUGCAGCUGCCUGACGAACCGCCCUGCAGCGAUGCUGCUGGAGCCACCGUUAAAACCCCUCAGGGGCAGCAGCAACAGCAACAGCAGCAGCAGCAGCAGCAGCAGCAGCAGCAGCAGCAGCAGCAGCAGCAGCACUGCUGCUGCGAUGCAGCGUCUCCUCCUCUUUGCGGCAGCAGCAGCAGCAGCAGCAGCAGCAGCAGCAACAGUUGCAGCAACCCUGCCCGCAGCAGCAGCGCAACAGCAGCGCGCUCAAGUUCCAGCAGCCAGCCCAAGGCUGGAGGUACCUCUUCUGCUGCUGCUGCUGCUGCUGCUGCUGCUGCUGCUGGUGUCUCAGAUGCGGUGUACUCAGCCUUCAUGCGGAUGCGAGAGGAAGAGAUACAUCACCUGUACAUGGCAGGGGCAGCAACAGCAGCAGCAGCAGCAGGCUCAGCAGCAGCAGCAGCAGCAGCAGCAGGUGCCGGAGCCGCAGCAGGCGAAGGUACACCAGGUGGAGCGAUAUCGGGAGGAGCAGCAGCAGCAUCGCCAGCAGCCCAAACAGCAGCAGCAGCAGCACCAGCAGCAGCAGCAGCAGCAGCAGCAGCAGCAGCAGCAGCAGCAGAUCCUGUGCAGCAGGUUUGGUGCUGCGGGGCUUAUGUGGUGGUGGCUCGCGCAAGCGGGCGGCUGCAGGCGGCCUGGCGAGGCUGCGGCAGUUUGUCGCUGCUGCAGCGUCGGUGGAGGAUCUGCAGCAGCAGCAGCAGCAGCAGCAACAGCAGCAACAGCAGCAGCAGCAGCAGCAGCGACAGGGAAGGGGGGACUGUAGGAGAGGCAUCCCAGGAUAUAUCAGACAUCUCCAGCCACCACCUUGAACAGUAUCUGGGUCUCUGCACCUGGGUGGGUGUAUGUCUUGCGUCAGCGGCCACUGCAGCAGCAGCUGCAGCAGCAGAUGCAGCAGCACUUGCAGCAGCAGCCGCAGUAGCAGUUGCAGCAGCAGCUGCAGCAGCAGAUGCAGCAGCACUUGCAGCAGCAGCUGCAGCAGCAGCUGCAGCAGCAGCUGCAGCAGCAGUGCUGCAGCUGCGUAUACACCUGGGUUUGGGGGUUUGUGUGGGCGAGGGCCUCUACAGCCGAGCGCUGCGGCAGCUGGGGGCCCCCCACGCCUUUGGGCCCCCCGCUGACCCCCCCCCCGCAGACAGCCUGCAGCAGCAGCUGCUGCAGCUUGCUGCUGCAGCUAAGCCCCCCUACUCCAUCUGCUGCUCCUCAGGAGCCUUUCUGCUGCUCGUCCCCACUGUCCGCCGCAGCACUGCCUCCAGCAGCAGCAGCAGCAGCAGCAGCAGCAGCAGCAGCAGCAAGAGGAAGAAGGUGGAGCAGCGCAUGCAUCGUGCUGCAGCAACAGCUGCUGCUCCCCGCAGCGUACCCAGCUGCCCCCCUCUGGGGUAUUUGACUUCGUCGCGCAUGCAGCAGCUGGCGAGGGCUGCGUGGCAGUACUGCAUGCAUGCAGCAGCAGAAGCAGCAGCAGUGCAGCAGGUGCUGCUGCAGCUGUCGAAGGAUAUGAGUGCCCUCGCGCUGCAGCAUGAUGCAGCCUUUCUCCAGCUGCUGCAGCAGCAACACCAGCAGCAGCAAGAGCCACAGCAGCACCAGCAGCAGCAGCAGCAGCAGCAGCAGCAGGGAGACGAAUACACUGCCCCUCAGCUGUCUCUGCAGCAGCGACAAGGCGUGCUGCAGCAAAGACAAGAAGCACAAACAGCAUCUCUGUUGCUGCUGCUGCUGUCUCGUGUGUUCCUAGCUCAGAGAGCUGAAGGAAACCCAGAGCUGCUGCAGCUGCUGCAGCAGCUGCAGCAGCAGCAAGAGGGGGAGGCAUUAGCCCCCAAGCGUCGCCGCUGCCCAGCGCAUGCAAAGCGAGCAGCAGCAGCAGCAGCAAAGAACAAACGAAGGCCUCCUGCUGCUGCAGAGCCAAUCAAGCCUCAGCCAGAGGAAGACUAA